AUGAUGAUCACGAAGAGUAGGCUAGCUGGGGGUUAUUUUGGAAAUGGACUUGAUACCGCCGGUGAAUCUGAGGGGUCUGGUAGCUCUGGACGGAUAGACACUGAAAUUACGGUUUCCGAGGAUUCGAGUAUCCCGGCGAGGAAAUGUAUUAGCUUGAAUUCGAGUCGCCGUGAUGCUUUUGGUGCCCCAAUGCAAGUUGUUCCCUUGUCGAAUAUGUCUCUUUCCCAGAGGAAAGAUCUGGUGCAAAGGUUGAGGUCUGAGCUUGAGCAGAUUCGGAUGCUUCAGAAGAAAAUUGAAUUGCAAAGGGCAAGUGGUGUUGCGAUGUCGUCCUCCAGUGAUAUUCUUAGCUGUAGUAAUGGCAAUAAUGGGCAUGGAGUGGAAAGGGAUAAAAAGCCGUCGUUGUCUAGUUCUGCACCGGGGAAUAAGAUGAAAUCGUCAGGUAAUAAGAGUCAGAAGCCACGCGGAUGGAACCGCGGUUCUUCAGGGAAGUUCGAGUCUGCGGUGCGAACUGCUUCACCAACCACUGCGAAUGCUAUGCUAAUGAGAGAUUGUGAGUCGCUGUUGAAAAAGUUGAUGACUCAUCAGUAUGGUUGGGUUUUCAACACCCCUGUGGAUGUUGUGAAGUUGAAUCUUCCGGAUUAUUUCAGUAUUAUUAAGCGUCCUAUGGAUUUGGGAUCAGUAAAAAGUAAGAUAGUUGCAGGAGCAUAUUCUGGCCCACUGGAAUUUGCUGAUGAUGUGAGGCUUACAUUUUCAAAUGCAAUGACCUAUAAUCCGCCCGGGAAUGAUUUCCAUCUCAUGGCUGAUACUCUCAGUAAAUUUUUUGAGUUGAGAUGGAAAACAAUUGAGAAGAAACUGCCAAGAAGUGAUGUUCUUCCAUUACCUGCAAAACCAGACAAUUGUGAAGGUGUAAAAACUAAAAGACCAGCGCCUCCUUCAAAGAAGAGGAAAAUUGCCUCUUUGCCCCCACAACCUGAAGUCAUGCCACCUGCAAAGAAGGUUAUGUCAGAUCAAGAGAAGCAUGAUCUAGGUCGAGAAUUGGAGUCUAUGCUGGGAGAAAUGCCUAUGCACAUAAUUGAUUUCUUAAAAGAACAUAGUUCAAAUGGUAGAGAAUGUGGAGAGGAUGAGAUUGAGAUUGAUAUUGAUGAUCUCAGUGAUGAUACGUUGUUCACGUUACGGAAGCUUUUGGACGACUUUUUACAAGAGAAGCAAAAGAAUAAAACAAAAGUUGAAGCAUGUGAAAUAGAGGUGCUUAAUGAUUCUGGACCAAGCAAUUCCUCAUUGCAACCAUUUAAAGGUAAUGACCCAGCUGAUGAAGAGGUUGAUAUUGGUGGAAAUGAGCCCCCUGUGUCAAGUUAUCCUCAUGUGGAGAUUGAGAAGGAUACAACUUACAGAAUGAACAAAUCCCUAAGCCCAGGAAGCUCCAAUGAUACAGACUCUGAUAGUUCUUCUGACAGUGAAUCUGAUGAUGAUAAAGCAAGUCCAGCAAAUGCAGCAAAGGCACCAGAAAAUCUGGGUUCUGCUGAUCAGUUUGGUGAAAAAACCAGGGCUGCUGCUACUCUUGACAGAAAUCAAUCUGUUAGUGGCUUAGAUCAACUUGAGGAUAACUCUCAGCUUAAGCCAAGUUCUUUUGAUUCUGAUUGCCAUCAAGAUGGGGACAGUGCUCCAACUGAGAGACAGGUCUCCCCUGAUAAACGUUACCGAGCUGCUGUAUUGAAGAAGCGAUUUCUUGAUACCAUUUUGAAAGCUCGAGAAAAGACACUGAAACAAGGUGAAAAGGGAGACCCUGAGAAAUUGCGCCAGGAAAGGGAGAAGCUUGAGAUGGAGCAAAGAAAAGGUGAUUUGGGUGUCAUGCUUGUGUGUAUUACUAGAGUUAUGUGUCAAACUGUUCCAUUACUAACCCUCUCUGUUGAUCCAACUCAUUAUCAAGCAGAAAAGGCAAGGCUACAAGCAGAAGCAAAAGCAGCUGAAGAUGCUCAAAAGCAAGCAGAAGCAGAAGCUGCUGCAGAAGCCAGACGAAAAAGGGAGCUUGAGAGACAAGCUGCCCGACAAGCACUGCUCCAGAUGGAAAAGACUGUUGAAAUCAAUGAGAAUUCUCGGCUUCUAGAAGAUUUGGAAAUGCUUAGAGCUGUACCCACUGAGCAAUUGCCAAGUUCUGUAGAUGAAACGAGUCCUGAUCACUCUCAGGAUGGUCUGGGUAGUUUCAAGUUUGGGAGUAGUAAUCCCUUGGAACAACUAGGAUUAUACAUAAAAGCUGAUGAUGAAGAGGAGGAAGGUGAGCCACCAGGCAUUCCAAAUCUUUUACAUGAUGUAGAAGAGGGAGAGAUUGAUUAA
Sphenostylis stenocarpa is the source of this 2331-nucleotide messenger RNA. The record is from the annotation of a GenBank genome assembly. Lineage: Eukaryota; Viridiplantae; Streptophyta; Magnoliopsida; Fabales; Fabaceae.